Vigna unguiculata (cowpea) is the source of this 3032-nucleotide messenger RNA. RefSeq names its product protein IMPAIRED IN BABA-INDUCED STERILITY 1-like. The record is from RefSeq and is a predicted model, not a curated record. NCBI's taxonomy places the organism in Eukaryota, Viridiplantae, Streptophyta, Magnoliopsida, Fabales, Fabaceae. Gene Ontology annotation, biological process: protein phosphorylation; positive regulation of transcription elongation by RNA polymerase II. Gene Ontology annotation, cellular component: cyclin-dependent protein kinase holoenzyme complex; nucleus. Gene Ontology annotation, molecular function: RNA polymerase II CTD heptapeptide repeat kinase activity; ATP binding.
CAUGUAGCAAUCGUUCACCGUGGCAUUACAACACACUGUCUUUUUCUCUUUCUCUUUGUACUUCUCUGUGUAUCCAACCAAAGCGACAAACAAACAGAAAACAAUAACGCAUUAUUCGAACCGUUACAUUACACCUUUUUCUCUCUCUUUUCUUUCUUUCUCCUACAUUAGAACACCAAAAAGAGAUAUGCACCCUUGGGACCCGCGAAUGUCUCACGACCGUUCGCGACAUCCUCGAAAAUCCUCCGCAGAUCUCGCGACAGACAGAGAGAAAGACGAGGGUUGGAUAUUGAUUACUGGAUUGUGUCAUUUCCGGAGGAGAGAAAAAACGGAGCGAAAGGAGCGAGGUAGGAGCAACAAAGCAUCCGUUUUUCCUCCUCUCCUAAUGCUUUUCUUUCUGGGGUUCUCUCCGUUUUCUCUCUGAUCGUUUCGUUUUUCUCCGGAGGCGUUUUCGUGACCCGUUUCCUAGCCGGGUCGAAUCCCGGCAAAUGGGUUGCGCGAGCUCGAGGCAAGCUCUUGCGGGAGUCGAUUUCACUCCGCCGGGACUGCUAUCGUUGCAAUCGAGCUCGCGGAAAAGGUGCAAUGGGAAGAGGCGAAACGGCGUCGUGGAGGCGCGUGAGUUGGACGCGGGAUUGGAGGAGGAGGAGAAGGAGUGGAAGAAGGGGAGCUUGAGAGGUCCGGUGUCGUUGAGGUUUGUGGAGGCUGAGCAGAAUGCCGCUGGGUGGCCACAAUGGCUUACCUCUGUUGCAGCGGAAGCCAUUCAAGGGUGGGUCCCUCUCAAAACCGAUUCUUUCGAGAGAUUGGAUAAGAUUGGACAAGGUACAUAUAGCAAUGUAUUCCAAGCACGUGAAAUUGAAACUGGGAGGAUGGUUGCCCUGAAGAAGGUACGAUUUGACAAACUUAAAGCUGAUAGCAUUAGGUUCAUGGCGAGAGAAAUAGUGAUUCUUCGCUCACUUGACCACCCAAACAUCAUGAAAUUGGAUGGUAUAAUUACUUCACAACAAUCAAACAGCAUAUACCUUGUAUUUGAAUACAUGGAGCAUGACCUUGCUGGCCUAGUGGCUUCUCCUGAUAUAAAGUUCACUGAAGCACAGAUUAAGUGUUACAUGAGACAGUUAUUAAGUGGAAUGGAGCAUUGUCACCAUCGAGGUAUUAUGCAUCGAGACAUUAAAGUAUCUAAUAUACUAGUGAACAAUGAAGGUGUUCUCAAGAUAGCAGAUUUUGGAUUAGCAAAUACCCUUAGUCCUAGUAGCAAGCAACCCUUAACAAGUCGAGUGGUGACUCUAUGGUAUCGUCCUCCUGAACUCUUAAUGGGAGCAACAAAUUAUGGAGUUUCGGUGGAUAUAUGGAGUGUUGGCUGUGUAUUUUCUGAAUUUUUUCUGGGGAAGCCCAUCCUUAAGGGGAGAACUGAGGUUGAACAAUUACACAAAAUUUUCAAGCUUUGUGGGUCUCCACCUGAGGAAUACUGGAAAAAGAGUAAGCUUCCUCUGGCCACAAUGUUUAAGCCUCAGACUAAUUACGAAGCCUCUCUUCAAGAGAGGUGUAAAGGUGUUCCUGUAACUGCUGUAAAACUACUCGAGACUUUACUUUCCAUUGAUCCUUCCAAGCGUGGGACCGCCUCCUCUGCACUCAAGUCUGAGUAUUUCAGCACCAAGCCAUAUGCCUGUGAUCCAUCAGUCAUGCCAAAGUAUCCACCAAGCAAAGAAAUGGAUGCUAGAAAUCGGGAAGAAGCUAGCAGGAAAAAGAUGCUAGGUAAAGGGAGAGAGACUGUAACAUCAAAAAGGAAUAAUAGACGAGUCCAAAAAGUUUCCAAUGACCAUAUAAAUUUCAUCAAACCAGCUUGGAAAGAGGAAAUGCAGAACAGUUCUCAAAAUGUUUGCACAGGUGAUGAUGGUAGGGCACAUGUUGCAAAAGUUAAAAUAGGAGCUUUGCAUAAAGAGCAACCAAAGCUUUCAUGUGAUGCAAAGUUUGAGGCUGCCCAAGUGGUGAAUGGUUGCAAUGGAAACAGUGUGUACUCUGGACCGGCACAUGUCUCAGCAUCCAGUGGCUUUACAUGGGCUAAAAGGAGAAAACCAGAAGCUUCAUCCAUAUUGUCUGAUGGUUCAAGAAGCAAAAUCAGUGCUCUGGAUCCAAUCUUUGUAAAAGGCACAUAUGAUUUAACAAAACAAGGGAUAGAAGUUUCAGAAAGGAAACAUGGUCUCAACACAAGACAUCAGGACAGGACUUUAACCCAUGUAUUACCAAUAUACCAGGCUCCUCGCUUUCAUCAAAAAUCAUUCGAUUUAGCUGAUAAAUACAACUCAAAUUAUUUCAUGGAAUUUGAUUUCACAGAUAAAUUGGAUGCUCUGAUAGUAGAUCAGGGCCAGAGAAAAUAUGGUGAGCCUGUGAAGCUAUCAGCACCAAAAAUUAUUUCAUCAGAUAAAAAGGAUGAGUUGUUGCAGCGGAAUGAAAAUAAUAUGCGUCAUUCUCUUCGUAUGUCAACAUCGGGAAGAGACCAAUGAUACAAGGAUCGAUGGAGAGGAUUAAUCCCACAUCUUCAAGGGCUGCAUGGCUAAGAAAACAUUGUGGCCAUUGAUGAUAUCCUUAAUGGAUAUCUGAACCAUUAUAACUUGUACUUCAGCUUUCUUGAUUUUGGCAACAGCUACCCAUAUUUUGUUCACUACAGAGUUAAGUGUACAUAUAGGACUAACUCUGAAUUAUACAUAGGAUUACAGUAACAAAUUGCAGCUCCCAACUGUUGGGUGAUAUGCUUAAGGAAAAGUUAACUUUUCUAGUACAAUUCUUUUACCUUGGUGACCCUCUACUUCAUUUGUUCAUUUAUUUAUUUCAUCAUGUUCCCUCAACCCUUGUAUAUGCUGCAUUGCAGAUAUUCUAAAAAUAUUCUUGCUCUCUUGCAAAUAGGCAAUACAAAGUACUACAAUGAAGUUAUACCAAAGCAAUUAUACAUUUUUUCUGGUCUUUGUGGUUCUAACACUUACAUAUAUUGUAGGAGAUUACUUCGUGCAUUCUUUAUGAAAUCGAAAAUGUAUUAA